Haliotis rubra (blacklip abalone) is the source of this 2239-nucleotide messenger RNA. RefSeq names its product protein lethal(2)essential for life-like. The coding region runs from base 958 to 1374 and encodes 138 amino acids. NCBI's taxonomy places the organism in Eukaryota, Metazoa, Mollusca, Gastropoda, Lepetellida, Haliotidae. Gene Ontology annotation, molecular function: protein folding chaperone. The record is from RefSeq and is a predicted model, not a curated record. Gene Ontology annotation, biological process: protein refolding; response to heat. The transcript has a single exon.
CAGGUAUUACUGCUGAUAUCACUCAUCUUGUGAUUCAUUUGUUUACAUGUGUUUAUCUUGUUUAAACAUGUUAGGAGAUAUUAACCUAUAUAUUCCUGUGUAAUAACAUAGACAUUCUGCAUGUAGUUUUUAGGUUUAGAUGAUUUGAUAGUCAAAUCUUUGAUCGACAAGCAUAUGUGAGGAAUCUUGAUAACGAUAUCUAAACAUCAAACGUAGAGUCCCCAGUGUCACAUUUAAACUAACCCCUCGUGGGCCUCGUUUACUGCAACCUUUGAUGCGAGUUGCUCAUCCAGUGAUCAAGGUGGAAAUAUUCCUGCAACAAGUUCUACUGGUAGCCAGCCUGGCAGGUGCUUGUUUGGGUGUCAGAUGUUUGUGUCGGAGACUGGCGACUCCCUGGAGAUGGUGGGUAUAAAUAUCACCCAUCCAGGGGGAUCUGAGUCACACCAGUCAGACUCCCACUUUCCAAUCUCUCUCGACAAAACUUCGCCAUCGGACAAGUCCUGUUUCUGCAGUAACACCAGUGAAAGUGUAUUUCAAGCCGAAUAGCUGUACUAGCAAGGCUUACUUUCAGAAAAGGUGGUUGCUAUAAUAAUUUCAAUUCAGUCAUCUCUGACAUUUUUGUGUGAGGUUUUCAUCAAUGUCUCUGAUUCGCCACGUGCCGAUAUCCUGGGAUGUGCCCAGCUCCUGGAACAGACAUGGCUGGAACAUGGACCAUUUUAAUCCAGAACGCCAGCUUAGCAUGCUGGAUCGGGAAAUGAGAGAUAUGAGUAUGCGAUCAGGAUUCCGUGACAUGAACAUGAGCUCUGACAAUCGAAUCUCCAACCUCCGGUCUGAUUUUGACCAUUGGACGCCAUAUGCGAGGUCAUCGUCAUCAAUGGUACCCAGCAUGCCGAUGAUGACCAUGCCAUCUUUUGAUGGCGAUUUCCAGUAUUCCUUGCGACAUAUGGAUAGAGAGAGAUGAAGAGAAUGACAGAAGAAAUGAACAGGAUGUUUUCACAUUGUCAGCACCUUGUUCCAGUCGACUCCCAGCCCGAGACCUGGAGAACUCGGGAGAAUUUCCUAAUGGAGAACCCAAUUGUGCAUGAUCAGUUUGGAGGCAAGAAAUUUCAACUUCAGUUCGAUGUCCGCCAGUUUAAACCUGAAGAGAUUAUGGUGAAGACUGCCGAGAAACAGCUCUCGGUGCAUGCUCGCCACGAGGAAAAGGGAAAUGAUAAGUCUGUGUUUCGUGAAUACCACCGUCAGUUCACGCUUCCAACCAACAUGAACCCAGAGUCUCUUGUGUCCAAACUGAACAGAGAUGGACUCUUGACAAUUGAGGCACCCCUACCGGCUUUGGAAGAAUCGCCUAAACUCAUUCCCAUCGAGCACAAUUAAUCAUGAUGUGUUGACAGGACUUGUUAUUGAACUGGACCAAAAUGCUGUAUCGUUUUUGAACAGUAUAUCUCAUUUACUUAUGUAUUGUGAAAUAUUGGGAUCUGGACUGACGAAAUCCAUUCAGGUAGAGGAUUGUAGUAUCUGUGAGUUUUCUAGUCAUUUCUUAUACCAUGUCAUGUAGUAAUAUUUAUUUAGUGAUUUGUAAUAUUUUGUGUACAUAUUCCAGCUAAAUGCAUUUACCUGUUGAACAUUAUAACAUUCUGAAACUGAUUAUGGUGCUAUUUGGGUCGAGUUCGUUGACAGACAGUACAGCUGUGUUGUGUUUGAGGGGUGUAUACCAUAUUCAACCUAAUUAGUGCCCAUGCAUAGGUACAUCUAUUAGUAUUACCUGAACCUCCCUUUCUUUGUAUAUUGGGCGGUGGGGUAGGUUAAUGGUGGUUAAUAGGUUAGUGGUUAAAGUGUUUGCUCGUCAUACCGAAGACCCGGGUUCGAUUCCCCACAUGGGUACAAUGUGUGAAGCCCGUUUCUGGUGAUACUCACUCACUCACUCUUUCACAGUCUUUGUAUCUUAUAUAAAUGGACACUCAUUAGGUUGAAGUUAAACAUAUUUGACUUAGUGAGCAUGGAAAUAGUAAUAGUCACAUCGGCAGUAUUUCAGCCACAUUGUGACCAGAUGCUAUUUAAACUAUGUAUUAAAUUAAAUAUGUUAAUAUAUUUUUCAGAGAUAUUGCCACCUCAUAUUGUAUAUAUAUAUAUCUAUAUCUCGCAUACAGGUUACGUCUAUAUAUAGAUAUAUGUAGAUAGAUAAGUAUAUACCACUCAAAAGUGAAAGACCAGAUUUACCAGGACUAUGGUUUAUGUGUCA